AUGUUCGUUCGUGUAGCGACCUGCGCUGCUCUCCUCGGAGCACAUGGCGUUUUCGCUGAUUCAGAGCCGCUGAUUGAGGUGGCGUUGGCUCCACCGGUGGGAGGCUCCGCGGGCUUUGCAAACUUCGCAAAGCAAGAAGCAUCGAUGGAGGCAUCGGCCCUGCAGUCGCUGUCGGGUGCAUACCAGAGCGCGAUCGCCUCUGCCAAACAGCAGAUCGAUGCUGCAGUCAAGGGUUCUUUUCUGCAGAAGAGGUCCGAUGAGAUCUUCGUGCGUGUGCUUGAUGCCCCGGCACCUGCAAGUCUUGGACGCGCAGAGGCUAUGGAGGGAAUGCGCCAGAAGAUGGAAAGCGCCUCUAUCGCACAGGCUAUGAGCGAAUUCGAUAGCUUAACGAAGGUGGUCGUUGGCGAGUUGCACAACGCUCUCCACAGCAGCUUCUUGCGUGGAGGUCAGAUUGGCGUCAAAGUCAAGGCAUCGGACAUUCCCUUCGCCAGCACCCUGGACUUGCUGCGAGCACAGGAGACUGGCCGCGAUAUGUCUGAGGAGAAGUUGCAGUCGAAGGUCCUGGACAUGCAGAUCGCGUUUGUGAAGACGCUCAACGGCAUGAUUGCAGCUGCUCUCGCGUAA
Molecule: messenger RNA, 624 nt
Organism: Amoebophrya sp. A25
Lineage: Eukaryota; Dinophyceae; Syndiniales; Amoebophryaceae
Source: the annotation of a GenBank genome assembly